Molecule: messenger RNA, 1866 nt
Organism: Nicrophorus vespilloides
Lineage: Eukaryota; Metazoa; Arthropoda; Insecta; Coleoptera; Silphidae
Product: tubulin polyglutamylase ttll6-like
Exons: 1
Coding region: 1-1866 (621 amino acids)
Biological process (GO): protein polyglutamylation; microtubule cytoskeleton organization
Cellular component (GO): cilium
Molecular function (GO): tubulin-glutamic acid ligase activity; tubulin binding
Source: RefSeq, a predicted model, not a curated record
AUGGUGAGCGACUCGUCCUACACGUCUUCGGAAUCGGAGAAGGAGGGUGUCGUGCAGAAGGUCGUCGAACCGCCGCAGUUCGUGACCAACAACGUCGAACGACCGAAGAAGAGGAAACGCUCGAUCUCCGUCUGCUUGACGAACUGCAGGUACGACGUGAUCAGGAAGAUCACCCAGAGUUUCGGCUACAAGGAAUCUGGAGAUGCGGAGAAUUGGAAUCUGUAUUGGACGGAUUGGUCUAUAUCGGUGGAGAGAUGCAAGGAGAUGAAACGAUAUCAGAAGAUCAACCAUUUCCCCGGGAUGCUGGAAAUUUGCCGGAAGGAUCUUCUGGCGCGUAACUUGAAUCGAAUGCAACGACUGUUCCCGAAGGAGUACAACUUUUUCCCGAAGACCUGGUGCUUGCCGGCGGAUUUGGGAGAUGUCCUCGCUUACAGUCGCACCAGGAAGCAUAAAACUUAUAUUUUGAAGCCGGACGCUGGCAGCCAAGGGAAGGGCAUCACCUUGUGCAAGAACAUGAAGGACGUUAAUCCUUCGGAGCGUUUAAUCUGCCAGGUGUACAUAGCGAGGCCGUUUUUAAUAGACGGCUACAAGUUCGAUCUGAGGGUUUACACGCUGAUAACUUCCUGCGAUCCCUUGAGGAUUUACGUUUACAAGGAGGGCUUAGUGCGGUUCGCGACGAGCCGCUACAAAGAGCCGACUGGCGUUAACAUCUCCAACGUCUUCAUGCAUCUCACAAAUUAUGCAGUCAACAAGCACAGUCGAACUUACAAUCAGGACACCGAGGCGGGAAGCAAGAGGAAGUUGAGCUGGUUCAACGCUUAUCUAAGGAAUCUGGGCUACGACGUUGAGAAACUGUGGAAAUGCAUCGACGAGGUCAUCAUCAAGACGGUGAUCAGCGCUUUUCCUAUACUGAAGCACAGCUACUUGGCCUGCUUCCCCAAUCACGACGUCAUCCCGGCAUGCUGCGAACUCCUCGGCACGGACAUAAUCUUGGAUAGGAAACUGAAUCCGCAACUGUUGGAAGUCAAUCAUUCGCCCAGCUUUCACACGGACACGGAAUUGGAUUGCGAGGUGAAAGAGGCUUUGAUCGGCGAUAUGUUCUCGAUGAUGAACCUGGAGAAGUGCGACAAGAGACGGAUUAUACGCGAGGAUAGAAAGAAGAUUCGCGAGCGUCUGCAAGGUUUGAAUCUGAGUAAAGAAUCUGCCGUGAGUUCGCCCAAUUUCAGCGAGUAUUACAAGCACGAGAUGUCGAAUCGCGGAGAUUUUCGCUUGGUCUUUCCAACGAACGAUCACAGUUUCGAUAAGUUUUAUCAUCAAGGUGUUAAUUCAAUUUACUCCUCGACUCAAGCCACCAAAGCGAGGAUCACCGCUCAGGCUAUAAUGCGCGAAGAGAUGUUAACCAAAGCCAAGAUCGAAGCGGAGAAGAGGAUCUCCAACUUGAAGGCGCCGAUCAAACCGAAACCACCGCCGCCGUCUCCACCAGAAGCGAGGAAACUGAUCAGAUUCCCAGCGCCGAACACGGUUGUGAACUCGUUCGAACCACAGAUGAUCGUCGAAGCUGAAGAGCACGAACGGCUUCAGAGGUUGUCGCAACGCGACUUCCUGGUGCGUAAGAACGGAUUGCUCGAACACAUCUACUUCUCCAUGAAGGUCAACGGUACUCUACGAUCGCAGGACGAGAAGAAGUACGCGAUUUUCGAUAAGUUGCGAACGACCAGCGACAAUCAUUUCAUCAAAGGUCCCGCCAUCUCCGAUCUGCUCGAAGGCAUCCGCAGUUCUGGCGCGACGCUUCUUCAGCGCGGCCACGACGUGCAUCAGAAGGCGCCGUGCACAAGAAGAUCGUGCGAUAAUAGAUGUGUACUUUAA